AUGGCGGCGACCGCAAUCCCUUUCAUCGUCAAGUUCAUGCCGCCUGCGCCUGCGCCGACUCGACCCUCACUCCUCACUCCCGAUGCGCCGGAGCGCGCGCUCCUCAUGGCCUUCGACGCCAGCGAUACCUUCAGCAAAGUGUGGAAGGACAUCCAAAAGAGCUACGAUGGCGCAUAUCCGGCCGACGAGCGAGCGCGGACGUCAUUCGCCCGCUUGCAGUCUCCUAUCGGAGUUGAUAUCAUUCUGUCGUGGACUGUCGGGGCGCUCUUUCAACCUUCACAGACGCUGCAGGAGAGAACUUUGUAUAUGCAGCUGGUGGCGGUGGAUCAUCAAAGCUCCAUCGCGCCGGGUAGCGCGCUUCAGCCGCUGGGAUACAAGAAGCGGUCUUUUGCGGAUUUGACACCGGCGACGCAGCAAGCGGUGAAGCGAAGAAAACUUGAAGAAAGCCGAUAUGGACAACCUCUUGAUACUCUGGAUGCUGAUACUCCGGUAAUUUCACGCGAGGAAGAGGUGGUUGGUGGAGCAGUCGAGGGGCAAGCGAACGGGACUGGACAACAGGUGGACAAGGAUGGUUUCAAGAUACCUGCAAAGAUCCAGAAACGUCAAGCACCGCCAUCGCAGCGACAAAAAGCUCCAACGAACCCAUCACCCGCACUAGCUGCCUUGCGCGAACGUACGGCCGCCGACGCUGCUGCGACUAAGUUGGCGAAACAGGCAGCAUCGCGCACUGAUAUCGAAUCACCUCGCGAUCCUAAUGGGUCUCAUGAUGGCUCCCCGGCAAGAUCAUCCGAUGUGGUCGCAAAAUCCAAGGCAAUCCCUACACCAGGCUUGAGUGAAGACCAUACAGUCAAAGAUGGCGCCACCAAGUCAGCUGCACGCCGGCAAGUCGUCGCAGCCCCGCCUUCUCGUUCUGCUCUGCGCCAAAAUACCUUACCUUUCGAGUCUGCAAAGAGUAUAUCUGUGGAAGAUCCAAUCGAAGACGAGGAUGACGAAGAGGAAGACGAGGAGGAAGACGAGGAAGCGGCCAAACCUCGAACCACCACCGCGAUUACGCCCCAACCUGGCUCCAAGCCUCGACCCAGCACUUCGAACGCCGCCGUAUCGUCCGAUGCUGCAUCCACUAGCAAUCUGCAGCCCAACGACGAAUCUGCGCUGCUCCGGUCGCCCAGUGACUCACCUCCGCCAACGCGUAAAGGACUAUGGACGGCCGAGGAAGACAAAAUCCUCCUUCGUGGCGUACGUCGGGGUUACAGUGGGAAGCAGCUUACACAGAUGCGUGGGUUGUAUCGCACCUCGGAUGGCAUCAAACAUCGACGACAAAAGCUGAUGGAGAAGUAUCCGGGAGGAAUCAUUCCGCCAACAGACGAAUACUACGAAGGCGAAACACCGCGAAAAGACAGUAAUGCCUCGCGCGACUCCCGAAGUGUAUCCACCGCGAGUGCUUGGACCGCCCAGGACGUCUCCACUGUCAAGUCUGCCAUGGCUCAGGGGCUACUGACUUCGGAGAUUCAGCAAAUGCAUUUUCCGGACCGCUCUGAGGAGUCUGUGCGGAAGAAAGCGGCCGCAGUCAGGGAUUACGUGUUCAGAGGAGAAGAGGGGAAGGAUACAUUCCCGAAAGACAAGAUCCGAUUGCCUGGCUGGAACACCGAGCAUGAUCUGAGGCUACGAAGGGUCUUCAAUGAAGGAGGGAUGACGGCGCAACAGGCACGAAAACAAUACUUUGCCUCUUUUUCCGUGGAAGUUGUGAAGAAAAAGAUGGACGCCUACGAGAAGCAAAUGGCAAAGUCGGGGCACAAGAGACUCUCAACAAACGUCUCCAGCCAGCUUAGCCCGAGCGCAGGACGUGAACGACCCUCGCGGAGUGCAGAGAGCCGAGAGAAGAGCGUACAGGAUAGUGAGGCCGAAGCAGAAGCAGAAGAGAGCAGCGCAUCCUCCGAAGACGAAGAGCUUCCCCUUGGCCCGAGCCCGCGAGUUGUCGUGACAUAUUCUAAGCAACAGUCUGCUUUGCGAGCUCAGGCCAACGCCGCUACGAACAAGAGGAAAGGAAAAGAUCGCGCUGGGCUCGCUCCCUCUUCUGCAGCCGAGUCAACCCCGCGCGUUCCAAGUUCGUCCCAGGACCUGAAGCAGACUGAAGAAGCAAGUACAGCUAGCUCUGAGGAGGGGUCAGAUGACAGCGAUGAGGAAGAUGAAGAAGAUGAGGAAGACGGCGAUGACCAGCCAGUUCAGCAAGACCAAGUCGCGGACUCGGAGCAGAAUGACGAGCGUAGCGAGGACGAAGCGACGAGCAGCGAAGACGAUGAGUCGGAACCAGACCUCGAAAAGCUGGAACGACAGCUCCAGUCUCAGGUCGAGACCGAGGCUGAGGCUGUUGAGCCCGAGCACCCAGACGAGAUUCCCAUGGAUGUGAACCCGCAAGGCGCGGCAUUGGAUUCUCCAGUCACCAGCAAAUCUGCUUCUUCUUCGAAAUCGGGCAGUAGCGGCAGACUCCGUUCUGUCAAUGGUGCUGCAACACGAUAUACGCAACGCGUGGCCAACAAGAUGCGAGAAUUUCGGCAAGGAAGAGAUUCUCCGACUCAUUCUCGACCUUCUCCCACGAAGCCAGGCCAGCAUGCAACUUCGGGAAGCCAAUACCAGAGUCUCACAAAACCCGAGUCCAUAGGCGAAGUAGAGCCCUGGAUCCCAUUCGAAGACCGCCCCCAAAACGCCAAAGGCGAAAUCAACGUCGGUCGUCGCCAUCACCCCUUCUACAUGAAAUCCAACCACCCCUGGGUGCAGUCUGAAGACGAGCUGUGGCGAGAAGCGCGCCGACUAGCCAAGCCCGAGUGGUCGGAAGACAUGUACCGCUACAUCCGCGACAACAAUCUGAUUCUCAUGCGCGUGUCUGCUGGCGACUCCCAGGAUGUGGACAGGCUGCGGAGGAAGAUGCUGCAUGAGAGGAAGAUCCGUCGUAAGAAGAUGGGCUUGCUGCCUCUGUGGAGUCUUCGGCGGGGAAGGAAGUUGCUUGGGACUGCACAGGUGGAUGGGGAGGAUGAGCAUGAUUCUGAGUAUGAGCCGGAGGAGGAGGAGGAUGAUCGCGCAGAUUAUCAGGGGAUGUUGAAAGAGCAGUUUCGCGAGAAGGCGGACUCUGAUGUUGAGAUGGACGACGGUUUGCAAGUUGACGAUGUGGACAACAAUCGGGCUAUUGAGGAGGUUCAGGAUGGCGACAGUGACAAUAACAUCGACGCGACAACAAAGCAGGCGAACGGAGAAGACGCUGAGACCGAAUCCGACACCGAACUGCCGACCGUCCCACCGAACGCGCCGCUUGAAGAGGUCACAGCGCCAACGGAUGCAGAACUACAACAAUUGGACCACAGUGACGAGGAAGGCGUCGUGUACGAUGGCAACGAGUCCUUUGUGUUCCAACGCCGCCAGCCUCAUAUGAAACGAUCGAACGCACGACCGAAUCUCCCCACCCCGUCGAGCUCCGUUCGUCCUUCUGCGCGACCUGAUAAGAUGCAAUCGAAAAAGGCAGGUACCGAGCAGAAGUCUACACCAUCACGGCAAGUUGAGAAUGGAGUUGAGAACGGCGAAGUCCACAAAGCCGCAAAGUCAAAGAAGCCGAAAAGAAGGCACAGCAAGAAAGACGCAACAGAGCACCCCUCUUCAACCGCUCCAGACGCGGGAAAGCAAGACGACCGCACCGCCAUGCCACCACCUCCUUCCAUCCCACAGCGCGAGCCAGACUUGACCUUGCAAAGACAAGAUAGUAUCAGCAGCAGCAUCCUGACCUCCGAACCCAGCAGCACAAGCCACGGCAUCAGCGCGGACGGCAGCCAAGUGUCGCGCCGCGGCUCCCGACGACGCAAAAAGUCCGAAGGCAAACGCCAAAGUCUCGCUGAUGUCUUCCCACCGGCUCAAGUGGGAGGGGAUCAUGUCAUGAUUUCCGCGACGCCGGAAGAUCAGCAAUCUUCUUCCGUCAUGUCUCAUGACCAGUCGGCGUCUUCGCAGCUACCUGGUGCUGAUACGCAAGAGGUGCACGACUCGAUUGAUGCGCGCACUUUGACGCCAGCCAACAGCCCGAGCAAGAAAGACGCCACCCUCCCUCGUAGCGCGCCGAAUGGCUCGCUCAAGCCGGAAGACGAGGCGCCGCAAUCUACUGCUGGGAGCGAUGGAACGAGGAAGAGUGGCGGUCUUCUGAAUUGGGGCUGGUUCAGGAAGCACGCGCAUAUUCCGCCCGCGCCGAAGCAGCAGAACAGUGGUGGUUUGCAGCCUGUUGUCAUGCCUUAUCAGGAUGACGAUGAUGAUGAAGAUGCGGGCAGUAGUGACGAUGACGACUGA
Molecule: messenger RNA, 4320 nt
Organism: Neohortaea acidophila
Lineage: Eukaryota; Fungi; Ascomycota; Dothideomycetes; Mycosphaerellales; Teratosphaeriaceae
Exons: 1
Coding region: 1-4320 (1439 amino acids)
Source: RefSeq, a predicted model, not a curated record